Molecule: messenger RNA, 702 nt
Organism: Poecilia reticulata (guppy)
Lineage: Eukaryota; Metazoa; Chordata; Actinopteri; Cyprinodontiformes; Poeciliidae
Source: RefSeq, a predicted model, not a curated record
GAGCGGGCUUAUUUAGGAAAAGAAGUGAAAGAAGAAAGGACUGAAAGAAAACGUUUUUCCUUCGCACAGCCUACGUUCAUCAUGAAGCUUCACGGAGUUCUUGUCCUGUUUAUAACUUUUUCUAUUGCAUCCGGAUUGAGAUGCUACAYAUAUKKMACAGUUGAACCCAAUACCUGCACAGGUGUUCUAACUUGUCCUGYUGGUUUCGACCGAUGUGCUUCUGUCGAGUCGGAAGGAUUGAUUGUCAAGAGCUGCUUGCAAAGAGCAGAAUGCAUUUCUCCCAUAAAGUGCUGUGACAAGGACUUGUGCAACGGUGCAUUACUGAGAAGCAAAGGUGCCGUACUGACUGGCAAUAGUCCCAUACUGAUUGGGAAAGGUGCCGUACUGAUUGGCAACGGUACCUUACUGACUGGCAAAGGUGCUGUACGAACUGGCAACGGUGCCGUACCAACUGGACCCGGUAUCAUCCUGCUGCUCCUGUCUUCAGUCCUUAAGAUGCUCUUUAUUUAAGGCUCUGAAAUUAUUAUCCUGUUCUGGUUUAUUGUUUUGUCUAUUAACAGUUACGCUGAGUUGACAGCAACCAUGCAGUCAGGACAGAUAUGCAGCAUUUAUAUUCAUCAUGUAAUACACAUGUGUCUCUUUUAAACAUAAAACUAAAUUUGUAAGCUAUGAAAGAAUAAACUAAUCAAAUGCUCAAACAAA